CUUCAUAUGGAGUCCGAAGCGUGAGGGGGGACGCCCCACUGUCCCUGGCCAUGGCAGUCCCAGAAGCUUCACUGAUCUUCAGUGCCCUCUUCGCAGCCCCCAGCCCACCCCCAGUCUACUGGAGGAAAGUUGGCCAUUUGCCAUCGUCUCAGCCUCUUCCUCACCCCAUUCCACUACCUGGGGACUCUUUCAACAGCCUCCCUCCCGCCUUCCCCGUGUGGCAGCCCUUUUUGACAAGCCCCAGGGGGAGGGAGGGAAGGAGGGAGAGACCAGCAAUUAAAUUUACGUCCUAUGCGGUGGGGUGGGGCUUGGAUCACCCGUGCCGGCCCCCACCCAGAGCCAGGCACGCACACCCAUACAUACCACUACACAGAGCUGCUGCAGUGCCCACUGUCACUCCUCCACAAACACAGAUCCACCUACACAAAUCCACGGGGGCAGGGGGCACAGGCUCCACAGCCUGCUCAGGGAGCGGCGAGUGCGCGCACACAAGACACCUGCAACUCGUUCACAGGAGAAUAAAAAUCACAAACAUGCUAUACCUGCCAGGUUUGGGAACAAAGUAACAAUGAAAAUAAUCUUGCUGAUGAGAAUAAUGUCUCCAGACCUCCCCAGAUCUGAUUACAUCCCUAAUGUGAACAGGUUAUAAGUUCCGAGUUGGCAGAGCCCGGGGGGGAUGCCUUGUGCAAUGGACGGCAUGUGUAGCCUGAGAACUGCCUUGGCAAGAAGUGUCUGUGCCUGACACCUGUUAUACUGCCCAGUGCCUCUGACAGUAAAUUAAUAACGUGGAAUCUCACUCUUCAAUUGAUCUUGUGGGAGUUUCGCAUGUGUGAAUCAGCUUCUUAGAGGCUGACUAUCCCCAGGGAACAAAUAAAACUGGUUUCCUGGCCAGAUGACAGUGAGGCUAGAAUCAGGGUGCAGAGAAGAGACCAUCUCUCCAGGUUGGUGCCCUCCCUGAGCAGAGGGCACUCUGCCGGGGGGCAACAGUGGUUCCCUGACAGCCAGUACGAAAGGCCCCUUCUUCUUGAAAGCUGGUGGCUCUUAAGGACAGGAAACAGGCUCCGCAAAGCUCCCUCUGCCAAAGUCUCUGCUUUAGCUGGAACUGGAACCCAGGUCUGUCUCCCUGGGGAGCUCAGGAGGAGCGGCGAACGGCGCGGCGGGGCGGGCAGACUUGCGGCGGCACUGAGCCUCGGGAGGCUGAUGCAACUUUCCCUUUAAGAAAGCCACCUGGGCGCACCGCGGUGCGGACCCGGCACGCCUGGGCCGGGGGCUGCAGCAUGCUCUUGAGGCCUGUGCUCUAAAGGUGCUAAAAGCAGAGCCUGUGAGUGUGGUCUGGGACUCCAGAGCCCCCAGCCCCCCGCCACCAUGGUAGGAAAAGGUGCCAAAGGGAUGCUGAAUGGUGCUGUGCCCAGCGAGGCCACCAAGAGGGACCAGAACCUCAAACGGGGCAACUGGGGCAACCAGAUCGAGUUUGUACUGACGAGCGUGGGCUAUGCCGUGGGCCUGGGCAAUGUCUGGCGCUUCCCAUACCUCUGCUAUCGCAACGGGGGAGGCGCCUUCAUGUUCCCCUACUUUAUCAUGCUCAUCUUCUGCGGGAUCCCCCUCUUCUUCAUGGAGCUCUCCUUCGGCCAGUUUGCAAGUCAGGGGUGCCUGGGGGUCUGGAGGAUCAGCCCCAUGUUCAAAGGUGUGGGCUACGGCAUGAUGGUGGUGUCCACGUACAUUGGUAUCUACUACAACGUGGUCAUCUGCAUCGCCUUCUACUACUUCUUCUCGUCCAUGACGCCCGUCCUGCCCUGGGCCUACUGCACCAACCCCUGGAACACGCCCGACUGCGCCGGCGUGCUGGACGCCUCCAACGCCACCAACGGCUCCCGGCCCCCCGGCCCGCCCGGCAACCUCUCCCACGUGCUCAACCACACCCUGCAGAGGACCAGCCCCAGCGAGGAGUACUGGAGGCUCUAUGUGCUGAAGCUGUCCGAUGACAUCGGGAACUUCGGGGAGGUGCGACUGCCCCUCCUUGGCUGCCUGGCUGUCUCCUGGGUGGUCGUCUUCCUCUGCCUCAUUCGAGGGGUCAAGUCUUCAGGGAAAGUGGUGUAUUUCACGGCCACGUUUCCCUACGUGGUGCUGACCAUCCUGUUCGUCCGCGGGGUGACCCUGGAAGGAGCCUUCACGGGCAUCAUGUACUACCUGACCCCACAGUGGGACAAGAUCUUGGAGGCCAAGGUGUGGGGAGAUGCCGCCUCCCAGAUCUUUUACUCGCUGGGCUGCGCCUGGGGCGGCCUCAUCACCAUGGCUUCCUACAACAAGUUCCACAACAACUGUUACCGGGACAGUGUCAUCAUUAGCAUCACUAACUGCGCCACCAGCGUCUACGCGGGCUUCGUCAUCUUCUCCAUCCUGGGCUUCAUGGCCAAUCACCUGGGAGUGGACGUGUCCCGUGUGGCAGACCACGGCCCUGGCCUGGCCUUCGUUGCGUACCCUGAGGCCCUCACGCUGUUGCCCAUCUCGCCGCUCUGGUCCCUGCUCUUCUUCUUCAUGCUCAUCCUGCUGGGGCUGGGCACGCAGUUCUGCCUCCUGGAGACGCUGGUCACGGCCAUUGUGGAUGAAGUAGGGAAUGAGUGGAUCCUGCAGAAGAAGACUUACGUGACCUUGGGCGUGGCUGUGGCUGGCUUCCUGCUGGGCAUCCCCCUCACAAGCCAGGCAGGUAUCUACUGGCUGCUGCUGAUGGACAACUACGCGGCCAGCUUCUCCUUGGUCGUCAUCUCCUGCAUCAUGUGUGUGUCCAUCAUGUACAUUUACGGGCACCGGAACUACUUCCACGACAUCCAGAUGAUGCUGGGAUUCCCACCACCCCUCUUCUUCCAGAUCUGCUGGCGCUUCGUCUCUCCAGCCAUCAUCUUUUUCAUUCUCAUCUUCUCGGUGAUCCAGUACCGGCCAAUCACCUACAACCACUACGAGUAUCCAGGCUGGGCCGUGACCAUCGGCUUCCUCAUGGCCCUGUCCUCUGUCCUCUGCAUCCCGCUCUACGCCCUGUUCCAGCUCUGCCGCACAGAUGGGGACACCCUCCUCCAGCGUUUGAAAAAUGCCACAAAGCCAAGCCGAGACUGGGGCCCCGCCCUCCUGGAGCACCGAAUUGGGCGCUAUGCCCCCGCCAUCCCGCCCUCUCCUGAAGACGGCCUGGAGGUCCAGCCGCUGCACCCGGACAAGGCCCAGAUCCCCAUGGUGGGCAGUAAUGGCUCGAGCCGUCUGCAGGACUCCCGGAUAUGAGCGCAGCUGCGGGGGGAGUGCCCCACCCCCGCCCCGAGCUCCCACCACAGAGACUGGGGAGCGGCGGACAGGUGUCACCGCCUGCCCCCACCACGCCCUGGCCAGGGCGGCUCCCGUCACCUUGGCCACCACUGCUCGCGCGGUCACUCGUGCUCGUGUCCCUAGUGUUUACAGGUCCUAUGGAUGCCAAGAUGGCAGCUGGGGGGUGUGGGUGAUGGAGGGGUCUGCUGCGGGGCCCAAAGCACUUUGGAGGGGGGGGGCGGGCUCAGGCCAGGUCCCCAGAGGCCUGCUGGGCUUUUCAUGGCCUCCGAUGCCCCCACACUUUGCCCUGAGCUGAGGUUCUGGGAGGGCCCCCUACCUGUCCCCCACCCUGGGCCUGCGGCCACCUGACCAGUGUUCCUGCCCUCGGAACAGACCCCAGCCUCUGCCCAGGCACAUUUGGAUUUUCCCACCCGGAGGCAGGGUGAGGGGCUAGGGGGCUGUGCAGUGUUACAUGUCAGGCUGUGCUGCCAGCCCUGUUUGUCUGUGUAAUUAUUUUUGUAAAACUUGUAUUAUCUGUGGUUGCCACCUCCUCGCCCCUGGCCUCGGGCCCAGUCUGUCUUCCAGGCCUGCCUGCACCUCACUCGGCUGCUCUGGGGGUCUCCGUGUCCCCUCCUAGCACUGGCUGGCGGAGGCCUGUGACCCAACAGCCUGCCCAAAGAACUAGUUUCUGGGGGGCGGGGGUGCGGGUAGGGUGAUGCUCGGCAGGAGGUUUAAGCCCAGAGCCCUGGGGAAGGGGACACCCUACACGACAACCCCUUGCCCUCCCUCCACCAGGCUGGAGGCCCAGUCUUCCCAAACUGGGCUGCCCUUGUUCACGUGCCAAAUGGCCCCGGCCCGCGUGCCCGCCCCCGUCUCUGGAGCCACAGCUCCUUCCCCUGAGCCCUGCCGUGUCCGUUCAGCCAUCCUCUGUGCCCCUCCGUGCAGUGACAGCCCCGGAAGAGCCGCCUCUAAUCCUCCGUAGCAAUAACGGUGCGCUGCCCACCCCUGCCCAUCCGUGCACCACUAGGAUUUUAAAGUCCAUAGAUUUUAAUGAAAUUUCUAUUCCU
Messenger RNA from Sus scrofa (pig), 4355 nucleotides. The record is from RefSeq and is a predicted model, not a curated record. Lineage: Eukaryota; Metazoa; Chordata; Mammalia; Artiodactyla; Suidae.